ACCAUGGCCAUUUAUUUCCCACAUUUGUUGAUUUUCAUAACACUCUAACCCGCAUUUUCUAUAUAUUUUGUUCCUUCAUUCGUCCGUUGCGUUUUAACGAUGAACCCCCAUUUCCUGACACCAAAUCUCUAUCUACAUCUCUCUCAUCCGUCUCUCUUAGUCCCCAAAGGUUUUCUCGUGUUUGUUGAAGCCGACCCUUUAACGGCGUUGGCUCCAAACAUGAUUUCCUUUUCAGAUCUAGGGUUUUACCUUCAAACACGUUUUGUUGAAGGCGAUCCUCUAAUUUUCUCUUUGUUGCUCAACGUUCCAUUAUUGCGGCUGAGUGUUUCGCUUGUCGUUUCGUCAUUUCCUUCACUAAUAAGACAGACACUUCACACCGUUGUCUGCAAUUGGUUGCCGAUGGAGCUUGGUAGGGAGGACGUCGCCAUUCACGAGUAUACUCUUCUAAGAGGUACUAUUGUAAUGGCCGUUUAUAGGUAUUCUUUUGUUUAGUUUCAUAUAUUAUGAU
This is a messenger RNA of Cucumis melo (muskmelon), 508 nucleotides long. RefSeq lists its product as uncharacterized. The record is from RefSeq and is a predicted model, not a curated record. NCBI's taxonomy places the organism in Eukaryota, Viridiplantae, Streptophyta, Magnoliopsida, Cucurbitales, Cucurbitaceae. The transcript is spliced from 2 exons. The coding region runs from base 100 to 492 and encodes 130 amino acids.